Phaedon cochleariae (mustard beetle) is the source of this 2541-nucleotide messenger RNA. NCBI's taxonomy places the organism in Eukaryota, Metazoa, Arthropoda, Insecta, Coleoptera, Chrysomelidae. The record is from the annotation of a GenBank genome assembly.
AUGCCAAGAGGUGAACAUAAAGACAUAGUACCAAAGGGAGAACUUAUAGUUCGAAUGGCAUUGGAAUUGAACGAAAAAUCGGAUUCUCACGCGGAUUCUCAUGAGACACAUGCUACUGUAAGAUGUAACUAUGAUGUUUUGAAAGUUACUUCAAAUACUAAUGAACAGAUUCUAGAAGAAUCAAUAUUUGCAACGCCAAUCAUCACAGAUAAAACUUCUAUGGCAACUGAAUCGACACAAAAUGUAUUAAAAGUCAAUAAGCUACUCAUCAGCGAUGAUGAUGUUCCAAUUUCAAGUGGAAGCAUGGAAGAUAUGGCUAUGUAUAAGUCGCCACUCAUCAGGAAUGCUGAAGAUUUGCUGGAGUUCAAACAACAGUUGAGACCCCGUUACAAUAACUUGGUAUAUGCAGAGUCAGAAUCCAGCGGAGAGAAAGAACCAUUCUCCCCAGACGUAUCAGAAUAUGUGCCUUCUGAGAAUGAAGGCUCACCAACAAGAGGAAACCGGCAGAUGAUCGACGUAAUGCAUGAUAUUAUUUCCUAUGGAAAUUCUGACAAUGUUAUUGAACCAAGCCCAAGUUCAAAUCACAGGAUCUGUGAAGUGAAUUAUAAUAUUCGUAAAGAAAAUUCUGACCAUGUCAUUGAACCAAGCACGAGUUCCAAAUUUGACUCUACAGAUAAAAAAAACAUAGGGAAACAGACUAGGAAAAUGCCGAAGAAGAGUAAUCCCGGUCGAAAAAGGAAAAGGGACCCUGAAAAUUGGAAAAUCAAUAUUAAAAAGCGACAAAAAAAUUUGGGACAAGAAUUCAUGUGUCAGCGAGGCAAACUGAUGCGAAAGAGAGUAAUGAAACCAGGAUGUGAACAGAUAUGCUCCAGGAAAUGCUCUGACAAGCUUUCUGUAGAAAUGAGAACACGAAUUUUCACUGAUUUCUGGGCCCUCGGUGACCAUAACAAACAAAUACAAUUUGUCAGCAGAUGUGUUGAAAGAUUGCCAAGAAAACAAGUUUUAUUAUCUAAAAUCGAAACUUCUAGACGCCACUGGACAUACAGAUAUUUCUUCAUGAUUGGUGCUGAGAAAGUUCAGGUUUGCAAAAAGAUGUUUAUUGAUUCAUUGGACAUCACUGACAAAUGGGUCACAACCAUUUACAAAAAGAUGGAUAUGCACGAAUCUAAUUGUGUUGAACUUGAUGAUCGACGUGGACGUCAUGCCAAUCGAGCGAAUAAGGUACGUGAAGAAAUCAAAGAAACUGUCAGGAACCACAUUUUACAGGUACCGUUUGUUGAAUCACAUUACGUCAGGGCUAGAACCAAAAAACAAUAUUUCGUAGAAACAUUGACAUUUCCAAAAUUAUAUAAGCUAUAUAAAGAAUGGCUACAGGAAAAUCAGUAUGAACCAGAUCUGGCAGCAACAGAAAGACAAUAUCGUGAAAUUUUCUACAAUGAGUAUGAUAUCGACUUUUUCAACCCCAAGAAAGACCUAUGCCCAACUUGUGAUAUAUUCAACAGAGCCUCAACUGCAGAGAAAGGAGACCUUCUGGAAGAUUAUACUUCACACAUAGCUUCUAAAUUUGUAGUGAGAGAAUUGAAAUCACAGCAUAAGGCGAUUGCUCAACAGAGUUCCUCAGUGGUUCUGGCUUGUUAUGAUCUGGAGAAAAUUUUGUCGACCCCUAUGUCGGAAGUGUCUUUAUUUUAUUAUAAAAGAAAACUCGCCGUCUACAAUUUAACAAUCUUCGAUGUAGGAAAGAGUGAAGGAUUUUGCUACAUAUGGGACGAGACCAUCGCUAAAAAAGGUGCUAAUGAAGUCAGUAGUGCUGUAUUCAUGUUCAUUGAAAUGAAAGUCAAAGAUGGAUUCAACAAUUUCAUAUUCUAUUCUGAUAACUGCGGUGGUCAGAAUAGAAAUCGAAUUGUUUUCUGUAUGUACGCCUAUGCUGCAGCAAAGUUUAAUAUCGAUAUAACCCACAUUUUUCUCGAAGUGGGCCACACUCAGAAUGAGGGAGACUCCAUGCAUGCCCUCAUUGAGAGACGAAAAAAAAACCAAACAGUUUAUGUGCCUGAACAGUGGGUGACCAUUAUACGAUCUGCUAAAGUGACGGGUAAACCGUAUGGAGUGAAAGAAAUGGAUCAAUGUAAGAUUCUUGAUUUCAAAGAUUUGAUGAACAAGCAAAUAAAUUUUGAGUGGGAUAUCGAUGGUAACAAGGUUAAAUGGAAUAAAGUUAGGUGCUUGAAAAUAGAAAGAGAAAAAACAAAUUUCAUACAGCUUCAUUAUGACUUUUUAUCCGAAACCAGCCACUACAUCGAUUUGGACAAAAAACCAGUACAGAGAAACUGUUCCACUUGGAAGUCAAAAAUGACCCAGAUUGCGUCAAGAACUGCUACUGAUGUCUUUCCAGCGUACAGUGGACCUAUUCCUAUAUCGAAGGCCAAGUAUAAAGAUUUGAACAGUCUCUGCACAUCAAAAGCUAUUCCCGACAUGUAUCACAAUUAUUAUAAAAAUUUGCAGUAUAACAAUGUUGGUGGUUCAGCAGUUCAAGAUGAUUCAGAAUGA